AUGUCCACAUCCUCAAGUGCUCCAUUUCUCCUUAUCGAUGAUAUGCCAAUGGUUGGUCGCGCGAAGGAGUCCCGGGUCGAUCUUCUCAUUGAUAUCCUGCUGCGGCAACAAGAACCCCAAACAAACAAAAGCUCAAUCGAAAGUAUAACUUCAACGUCCUCUAGCUCAACGAAAAUCAACGAGGGUUCCCUUCCCCAUUUCAAUGAAAUGACGCGGCGCCCCAUGCUUCUCCUAGUUCCCUCCUUCCCUGGUCGUGCUCCAGACCACUCAGAGCCCCGCAGCUGCCCCCUUUCCUCAUUUGGCCCAAGCGCCCCAUUGUGUGCUGUCUACGCCUUCGAUACAACACUGCAUAUCGAGUUACCCGGGGGGGAGGGACACGCAAGCCCGUCGCGAGCAAGAUUGCCCGCGCUGCGAAUUGAUGAGUUCAGGCCGCUCCGAUCCCCGUGGACGCACGCGAUCAACACCAAGGAGAUCGGAUUAUGCAAACCACGUGUGAACGAUGCGCGUUGA
Molecule: messenger RNA, 510 nt
Organism: Parastagonospora nodorum SN15
Lineage: Eukaryota; Fungi; Ascomycota; Dothideomycetes; Pleosporales; Phaeosphaeriaceae
Exons: 4
Coding region: 1-510 (169 amino acids)
Source: RefSeq, a predicted model, not a curated record